CCUGUGCCUGUCAAGCAACGGCCAAAAGUUGACGGAAAACGAAAAAUAAAUCAGUCAUCAGUCUCUGUCAAGUGCGUUAUGUAUAAUCAAAUAUGUGAAUGUGAACGGAAUACCAUGAUUUAUUGUGUAUGUUAUUAAAGGGCGUACAACAUUUACAUCCUCAAGUGGGCUGCAAUAGAGAAAUCUGAUGAUAACCCAAAAUGCCAUUCAAACUAAAAUUGAAAAAGUCUCGACACUAUAGUGUUGUUUCCAAAUCUUUGUUUGUUAUCUCAGUAGAGAUAUUGGAUGGAACUUCAGUAGAAUGUACCUUGUCUUCAGAGAGUACUGGGCAGGAUUGCCUAGAUGUAGUCUGUCAAAAACUGAGCCUCAACCAACCAAAGUUCUUUGGGCUGCAGUAUGUCAGUAGACAUGGUGAGAACAACCUUAGUUGGUUAGAGUUAGACAGGCCUAUAAAGAGACAACUAGAUAAAUAUGCCAGAGGACUAUAUGUACACCUUAGGGUGAUGUACUAUGUAAUCUCUGGAGUUAAGCUGUUGAAUGAUGAAGUUACCAGAUAUCAUUACUUUCUUCAACUGAAACAAGACGUGAUAGAAGGUAGAAUAUCAUGCACCCCACAACAAGCUGUUGAACUAGCUGGUUACUCAAUGCAAGCUGAGUUUGGAAACUUUGAUGCUGAACGUCAUACUGCUCAUUAUCUGAAAGAUUUCCAAUUAUUUCCUAGGAGUAUCACGGAUCCUGCCCUUCUUGCCCAUCUAACAGAAGCUGCAAGCAGAAGGCAUGCAGCCUUACAAGGUUUGCCCCACGGCACUGCCGAAGAGUGUUACAUCUGCGCCUGCCAGAGGUUAGGCGGUUAUGGCCAGGAGACGUUUGCAGUCAAGGAAAUGGGCACCGGCGCAGAUGCGGUUCUGGGCAUAUGCCUCACUGGUGUUUAUGUCAGUGCACGUGUAGAGAGCAGACAUUUUGGGUGGUCAGAUAUCAGCAAUGUGAUAAACCAUAAAAAGGACUUCACCAUUGAAACGGUGGGCGGGAAUGAGAAGGUAGAAUUUCAGUUUAGCGACAUUGAAAGCGCCAAAAACGCGUGGAGGUUCUGCGUUUUACAACACGUGUUCUAUCGGCAAUACGAAAUGGAUAAUGGAGGAGAGCAGGGUGAUAAAAACAAUCAACAGUUACCUUUAUUUCAACAGAAUGAGGAGAGGCUUCGGCAAAUGGACAGCUACGAGGACGUCACCGCCGCUGGCGCAAAUACAGGAGGAUGGGACAGACAGGUCUCUUCCUCUCUACAAACACUAGGCGGCGCUAAUCGAGCGCAGUCAACGUCUUGUUUAGACCUGAAUAGACCUACACCUCCUGCUACGGCGGAUAUUGAGAUGCUCAGAAGUUUGCUGCCUUCCUAUAGACCUGCGCCAGACUACGAGACGGCCAUUCAACAAAAGUAUAGAAAUUCGUCAGUAGGUGCCAUGUCCACAAGAGAACCAUUACGUGCCACUCAACCUUACUUGUACAGUUCUCAACCAGAAAUUCACCAAACUGAGGCUGCGUAUGCAACCCAUCUGCAUUACCCAGACGUAACACAUAAUAACAUUGAACAGAAAAAUCUGUUAUAUAGAGGUAGCGGAUUUGGACAGACUCAGGUGGUGGCUGGAGAGAACAGGUAUCUGGACAGUAUAGGUAUUCUACACGUAAAGCAUCCUCCGCCUUAUCCAUCCAACAGAAUAGGAUCAAAUUCCACUCCUGAUCUAGCUGGAAUGUCACAACAUAUCAAGCCACACGGAGGAUUUAUCAAUAGCAUAGUGAGCGGUUCUUCCCCGGACUUAGUUUCUUCUGGCGGUGCUUACCAUUUACUUCGUUCAUAUAAUACAGCAGUUCGCCAGGGAGGUCCUAUUGCGCAUCCUGUACACCGAUCACAUAGCUUCCUGCCCACUGUUCAACAACAGCAUGGUACCUACGAAAACUUGGCACAGCUAGUGACACCUGCAGCAUAUGUAGAUAGCACAAGGCACAUAAGAAAAGUAUUUGAUGACAGAGGAAACGUAAUGUAUUGUGUGCAACCGCAUGGAAUGACGCAAAUUACUGGAACUCCUGCAGGUUACAUGAUGGCCCGCAACCAGCCUUUAGUUUCACCCCACGAAAACUCUGCAGAGCCGAUUUACGAGAAUGUCCCGUUACCCCUGCACUUCGACGAAGGUAGCGAAAUGAGAGCACGAACUCAGAGCGUGAACUCCGCUCCUGAAAUCGGGGGUCAUCAGGCGGUGAAUAGGACGGUGGUAGAUGCUGUUCAGCUGCAGAUGGAGAAGUUGGAUAUUGCCAAUAAUGCUAGACCGAACAGCAAAGAAAACCUAUACGCCAACAUCGAUCAUACCGCCGCCACCCCGACAGUGCUAAACGUCCACUCUUCAAGAACAGAGCUGAACCACAACUACCAACACAAUCACCAAAACCCCCAUCACCAAAGCCCUCCAAAUAUUUCAACUCCAAUACCUCCCCCACUAACCGAUUCAAACUCGAACUUGACUCGAUCCUCCCAGAAUCUCGACACAUCUAUUAUCACUCCGCUUCCUGGAGACAUAUCAGCGAUAGAAACGAACUCCAUAUUGAAUGUAACGAACUCGACCAGUGUAGGCUCGUCGUACCUCGAACGAAAUACUGGUUUUAGUGAAACUUCGAGGGAAAGUUGCAUGGAUGCUAGUUCUGCUUCCAAUGCCAGCUCAAACAAAUCUAAGAAGAAGCGGUGGGGGAUUUUGGUUGGAAGGAGCAAGUCUGGAGAAAAGAUCAAAAGUGCGACGUUAGGAAGAGAGAAAAAGAAAGAAGAUAAGAACCAGGCAAAUAACAAAUAUCGAUGGUCUACAGGUCUGCCAAGGUUCAACCCACUGCCUCCAUCUAUUAGUAAAGAAACUAUGUGCCAAUUAUUAGAAAACAAGCUUGCCGAUAAUCAGUUAUACUUCGAAUUUGACAAAAUACCAAAAAAGAAGCCGAACGCUGACUUUAAAACUGCCUUACAUACGGACAAUGCGAUCUUCAAUAGGUUCAAAGAGAUUCUGCCAUAUGAGGACAAUAGACUGAGGCUAACACCAAGCAAGAGCAACAAGUUUGGAUAUAUCAACGCAUCUCACAUCACUGCAACGGUUGGAAGUAAACAAAGGUUCUACAUCGCGGCCCAGGGUCCUACAAAACAGACUCUACCAUAUUUUUGGCAGUGCGUUUGGGAAGCAGAAGUUUAUAUGAUGAUACAACUCACAGACCCCACAGAAGAUAUUAUGUAUCUUCCUGAUGCUGAUGAAAGGUGUAUUGAUAUCGAUAGCGAUUACCAAAUCUGGUGGGAGUUCUCACAAAAGACUGGGCACUGUGUCACUAGUAAAAUACGACUGUGCCACGUAUCUUCAAGAAGAUAUAGAACCAUCUGGCAUCUGCACUAUACUGAUUGGACUGACCAGGGAUGUCCGCAGUCCCCUGCACAUUUCCUGGGGUUCUUGGAGGAAACACAAUCGGUACACCAGCACAGUUUAGGGGAAAUACCGCCUGGUCAUAAUAAGAACCCACCCAUUCUGGUUCACUGUACAGCUGGAGUAGGAAGGACAGGUUUGGCGAUAUUGUGCGACUUGCUGCUGUAUACGGUUGAUCACAAUCAGGAGGUAUGCAUACCAAGGGUAGUUGACCUACUUCGACAGCAGAGGGCGUACAUGAUCCAAACGAUAGCUCAGUAUAGGUUUGUAUACGUCCUUCUCAUCCAUUAUCUCAAACAAACAAGGCUGAUCUAGUACUGUUCAUUAUCACUGUCCAAGUUUUGUUGCCAUUACUGUAUCUCUUUUACUAUAACCAAGCGUGAAAAUAUAGUUACAAAUAGAGUUACUAUGAUAGAACGCCCAUUAUUGAGAGUAUAGAUGGAGGUUGUUUGAUAUGAAAUUAUUUUGUAAGAAUUACUGUUUUCUUAUUUAAUAUAUAAUAUUAGCGAUGAAUUAUACGGAGAUAUAUUUCCAUAGUUCGAUGCAAUUAAAUACAAACUACCAUUUGUUUCUAAAUCUUGCCUCAAGGAUUUCAAAAUGUAUGUAGGAAGUGAUAAAAUAUAAAUUUCGUUAACUGUAAAAAAAAAUUGCCAGUGAAUGUUACGUAUAUAUUAAAUACCCCAAACUCGUCUGUCAUGAAUUUAGACUUAGUGAAACAAAACCAUGACAUAUUUUUGUCACUUGUCGAUGAGUGUCCUUAGAACAAGUAAAAUACUGAAAAGCUGGGCGUUCUAUUUUAUACUUAUUACUUAUUAAUAUUGUCAGUAUUUUGCAAUGCAAUAAAAUGUACUUAAUUAGUUAUAAGAUAAAACCAGUAACUAAAAAAAUAAACAGUGUAUUUUGGUAGUGUGCUUUAAAUACCAUUGAAGUCUGAUCUAAAUUUUAAUAAUGUAAUAGAAUAAGAUUUUCGUGGAAGUGCCAUGUCAACGUCACAGUUCUUACAAAUAUUUAUCGGAAAAACAUAUAUUCCAAAUAAUUGUUAGAAUUCUCCUUUUCACCUUUUCUAUUAAGCCCAGAUCCCAUAAUAACACUAUCUACUUUGAUAAACCAGUUUAUAUAGAUAUAUUUAAUGAGGAGCAGGUUAAACUUGGCCUGGUCUGCCGCCAAUACGUUUAAUUCCAGCCAAAUGUUGUUUGGUAUAAGGUUUGCUGACAUUUCAACCAAAUAACGGUGGGGUGUGUGCAAUAAUGCCAGCACUAAGUUGGCCACAAUACGUCUUGUAAUGCGUAAAAGGUGGUUAUAAGACGAAAAUAAAACUACCUGACCCAAGACGUCACUGUAGUAACGUGACCAACACUUGUUUUUUAUAUCCAAUGUCUUUAAUAUUGAACUUUGGCAUAAACUGCAUUUGACCUAGAGAUGAGGUGAAAUGGGAUCUGGGACUACACAAACAUAGAUAUUAGGAAUUUACAGUUGCCACUUGGAACUCGGAGAUGGCGUGAGAAUACUUGCUGUGUUCUUUUGUUCUCAUUUUACUGAUCAAGUUAAUCCCAUGAAUCCUUCGUGUUAAAAUAACUUCCCCUGCUAAGUUGAGAAAGCGAUGAUGAUUUCGAAAUAAUACAGAAAUUAUUGUAGUCUACAACUACGUCCGAGUGAUUGAAAUUCGUUUCACUUCCACAAAUUCUGGAUAGAUUUUAUUUUUUAAUAGCAUGAUCCUGUUUUUGCUAAUUUUAAUUAAUGUGAAUGUUUUUAAAAUGUUAUUUUGUUAACUAUUAUGUAAAAGGCUGUGUAAAUAACAUUUUAUGAUCUUUUUAAAUUGUAAUUAAUGUGAUUUUUAAAUCAGUGCCUUAUUUAUGUACUAUUAAAUAUGUUUUAAACUGUAAUCAUGUAUUAAAUAAAAAUCUAUACCAUGUUA
Acanthoscelides obtectus is the source of this 5355-nucleotide messenger RNA. The record is from the annotation of a GenBank genome assembly. NCBI's taxonomy places the organism in Eukaryota, Metazoa, Arthropoda, Insecta, Coleoptera, Chrysomelidae.